Ambispora leptoticha is the source of this 647-nucleotide messenger RNA. NCBI's taxonomy places the organism in Eukaryota, Fungi, Glomeromycota, Glomeromycetes, Archaeosporales, Ambisporaceae. The record is from the annotation of a GenBank genome assembly.
AUGGUUAAAGAUGACUGUACUUACAAUCCAUACUUUUAUUUUGCACAAAAUGUCUGUCUCAAUCUUUAUAAUACUGAAUACAUCACUGAUCCAAAUCCAAGACCUCUUCCACAUUUAUCACAUCUUUGCUAUAACAGAUUUCUCAGAUAUCACAACCUACCAACACUACCUGAACCACAAACUAUUAUUUCCUUUCUUAAUUAUCUUAGUCUUUUCGAAUAUAAUUUAGAAAACUCACAUAUUUAUACUCUUACUAUCUCUAUUAAAAAAGACUACUUCAAAGCACAUAUAUAUCUACCUUUCGAAUCCAAACCAUUACCAGAUCACUUCGUUCCACCUAGAGAAGCUCUAAAGCAUUAUCAUAAUAUCACACUUAAAUCCAAUAGCUACAUUACACCCAAUAGCUACAUUACACCCAACACACUAACAAAUCUUUUUUUAACUACCUCAUCACCUUUACUAAAUUCCGAAAAUAACCCUCUUCUGACUAAUGAAACAGACCUUUCACUUACACCACCACAUACUUCUUCUGAAAACUACUAUACAAAUCAACCUCUAAACAUACUUAACACAACUCAAAAUAUUUCAGACCAACCUUCCUUUACACUUGAACAAAUUAAAAUCUGCUUUCUUAAUACAAAUGGACU